Molecule: messenger RNA, 1026 nt
Organism: Leptopilina heterotoma
Lineage: Eukaryota; Metazoa; Arthropoda; Insecta; Hymenoptera; Figitidae
Gene: mRpL2
Product: 39S ribosomal protein L2, mitochondrial
Exons: 2
Coding region: 47-982 (311 amino acids)
Biological process (GO): cytoplasmic translation
Cellular component (GO): ribosome
Molecular function (GO): RNA binding; structural constituent of ribosome
Source: RefSeq, a predicted model, not a curated record
AACAUUCUGGCGCAACUGUUUAUAAGCAUGUCAUAACCUUAAAAAAAUGUUAGCGAGUAAACUUUUAAAAUGUGUUUUGCCACAAAUUGAUUUAACUGCAUCAUUUAAAAACACAAGACAUUUUUUUCCAAAUUUACCUCGUACGACGGAGAAAAAAGUAGGAACAAAAAUAUGGAGACCUAUGAUUUUACCAGAGCCGGGAAAAGGAGGCAAAGCUUUCCGACGUAUUGUGCAUUUCAAAGAUCACUACACAAUUGAACCUUUAAAUGUUACAAAUCUUGCUGGAAGAGAUCCCUAUACAGGCAGAUUAGUUUGCAAGGGCAUUGGUGGAGGCAUUAAGCACAAGUACCAUCAAAUUCAAUGGUUGAGAGAUGGUCCAACCGAGGGACCACCAAAAGAAGAGAAAAUACUGAAAAUUUUCAAAGAUGGUUGUCGAACAGCAUACGUUGCUCUCGUUGCCUCUGGCACUGAACUCAAAUACAUUGUUGCAAGUAACAGUAUGAAGGAGGGCGAUAUCAUAAGAACGACACGAAAUAUUCCUCGAAAUCCAAUAAAGCCAAAGGAAGGUGACGCACAUCCCUUGGGCGCACUUCCAGUAGGUAUUUCUGUGCAUUGCGUGGAAAAAUACCCCGGCAAGGGUGCCGGAAUUUUAAAAGCUGCCGGUGUUAGGGGCACAAUAAUGCGAAAGGACGGCGACAAUCGUAUGGUCAUUCGACUGAACGGCAAACGACCCAUUGAAUAUAGUUUCGAUAAUCAUUGUCUAGCGGUGGUUGGUCAAGUUUCAAAUCCAAAACAUGGAUCAACACACAUUGGUAGUGCGCAACGUAAUCGAGAAUUGGGCAACAGGCCGAGAAGUGGACUUAAGCAGAAGAAAACCGGUCGACAUGGUCGUAAAUUAAAGGCCAUGAAACCUCUAGUAAGAUUACAAAAAAGAACUCCAGAUCAACAUUCUAGGAAACUAUUCACUUUAACUGGAUUUUAAUUUGUAUUCUAUUGCUAAGAAUUAAAUAUAUAAUUUAUAUAGUA